AUGAUGUCAAAGCUUUAUGACGUACUCAUCGUUGGAGGUGGCCCGGCAGGGCUCUCGGUAGCACUUGGACUUGCGCGACAGCUGCAUACCGCUGUUAUCUUUGAUUCACAGUCUUACCGAAAUGAUGGAGCGGAAAACAUGCACAACGUAUCGACCUGGGACCAUCGGCCCCCGGCCGAGCUCCGUGCGGUUGCUCGAAGAGAGCUUCUCACCCGGUAUGAUACGAUCCAAAUCGAGAACACGUCCAUUCAGCAGGUGCGGAAGUCCUCUAAGGGAGUCUUUGAGGCGGUUGAUAGCACUGGGAAUGUUUGGGAAGGACGAAAACUCGUGCUUGCGGUAGGAGUACGGGAUAUUCCACCUGAUAUUCCAGGCUAUGUGACAUCCUGGGGCAAGAAGAUCUUUCACUGUCUCUUUUGCCACGGUUGGGAGGAGCGUGGGCAAGAAUCGGUCGGUGUGCUUGCAGUUGGCGAUUGUGCCGAUUUGGGCCCGGCUAUUCAUCUUGCACGCAUGGCUCGGCGCCUGGCUCGCAAAGUAACCGUAUACACAGAUGGGGCGUUGGAGCUCUCGCAAACUCUCUCAGGACCACUUGCAGCGGAAGGGUUCGAGUUGGUCUCCCCCCAUAUUGCGAAAUUGAGUGGAGGCCCUGGGGAUCAUGGCAUCACGGUGGAAUUGGAGGAUGGCACUCUCCAUCGUGAAGGUUUUAUAGUGCACAAACCCAAAAGCGAAGUCAACGGUCCCUUUGCAGAACAACUGUCUCUUGAACUUACCCAAGGGGGCGAUAUUUCCGUCAAAGGCCCGUUUUACGAGACUGCUAAUGUGCCUGGAGUGUUUGCCGUGGGAGAUUGCGGUUCUGUGGGCAAGGCUGUGGCUCAGGCUUUAGCUAGUGGACUUUGGUGUGCUUCUGGACUGGUCAGCCAGCUACAGGCGCCUGCUCCCUGA
Molecule: messenger RNA, 939 nt
Organism: Penicillium cataractarum
Lineage: Eukaryota; Fungi; Ascomycota; Eurotiomycetes; Eurotiales; Aspergillaceae
Product: NAD(P)/FAD-dependent oxidoreductase
Exons: 3
Coding region: 1-939 (312 amino acids)
Molecular function (GO): oxidoreductase activity
Source: RefSeq, a predicted model, not a curated record